AUGGAAUAUACUGUUGAACGGUUCCAGCAGGCCUUCAAAGCCUUCAUUGCACCUCCAGAGCAGGAAACGGAAAUCGCGGAAUUGGCAUCAUUCAUCGAUGAUAAACCCUAUUAUCACCUCAGACGCCACGCCAGGAAGAAGCUCUCGGCACUUGGCAUGCCAUGGAUUGACAAUGACAUGACUGGCACAUACGAUCCCCUUGAGGAUUCACCCCGCUCCAAGCGCAAGCUCACUUCUGAGCGACGAGGUGGACAGUUCUCCAGACCACCCAAACGAGCUAAGAACCUGUCCCCAGCCUCCCUGGAAGAGCUCCAAAACAAGAUCGAAGAGCAAGAGAAGCAGAAGAGAAGUGCCGAAAACAGACGUCGUAAAGAGGAAGAAGCCUUCCUCUCAUCUGGUCCUUUUGACUACAACCUUCGUACUCGCACUAAACCAAGUGAGAUCUUGGAGAAGGGGUUGGGAAACGCCAAGAUGGCCAACGACACUGAUCCCGGGGAACAAGAUACUCUUGGUAGCUCUCUUUCUCACAAGGGAUGCCUUGCAUGCCGGGACCUACAAAUCGAAUGCUCUCUGAUCGAGUAUCCGUUUUCCUACCCUUGCAGCGACUGCCGAGAUGACAGAAUUGAAUGCAAAUUGGACCCUUCCCCCAUCUGGAAACGACCAUGUGAGGGAUGCAAGAGGCGCAGGGCACAAUGUUCAUACAGCUCCGGGGACUACGACCACAAACUUCCAUGCCACUUUUGCUUGCAGCAUGGGUUCGACUGCGUCGCCGGGCCUGCCAGGAAACAGCCAACGGCUGGUCAGUCCCAAACGACGAAUAUGGAGAUGACCGAUGACCCUCAAGGCUACAAAACUCAUCAUACGAUGGCGGAAGAUGCUACUGCUGAGGCCAAUGGUGGAUCCAGUCACUUGGACUUGGAUGAGUCCAACCAGUUCCCACUGGAGACCGAAGCAGAGUCUGAGGUUAGCCUGCGUAGCAAAAUCUCGGUCAUCGCUGGAACAACUCCGACACCAAGUACUACACUUUCUGAAACAUCUGAGCGGCCUGCUCUGAACGCCAGUGAUCAGACUUGUCAUCGUCUGACUGGCGUACAAACUUCGCUAAAACUAUGGCAUGAGAUCUCCACGGAUGGAUCUAAGCCUUGCAACUGGUGUUACAAUUUUGCUUAUGGUAUAUCUGGAGACAGUGAAUUAUCCCAUGAGAUCAUGAGCAAGAGCUAUGACCAUAUCCUUGGGCAACAGCGUGCCGAUACACAGGGAAGAGAGCCAAGGCGCAUGUGCAUAAACUGCACCAUUGCCAGGAUUUCUAUUCUGAAAUGUCCACACGACAAGAUCCAGAGCUUGUCUGGCUCUCCAAUUUCUCACCAAGAGGUGCGUGCCGCGUUCGACGAACUGGCAAAGGCCUCAGUGGCGCUUGAGUCAACAUCAGACCAGGCUGGUAAAUGCUUUCCUCUUCCCGGCUACCCAUGGUGCGCCAUUUGUCGAGAGCCAGCAUUCUACCUCUGCACCAGCCACCAGGAAUUUGCAAAUGAUGAGUGGUCUUUAGGCCAGUAUAUUCCCUCCGACCCAGGAUGUGGGCUUCGGCUUUGUGACUACUGUGCCCACUACGCCCAGGUAUACCGGGGUGAUCUGGAUGCAGUGGUCAAGAAGGGACAAGAGGAUACCAACAACAAGACCGAACUGCGUGCUGACGUUGAAUUCAUUCUGAAGCGCUCACCAGACAAUCCGUUUAAGCGCCUUGCAGGUCUCGAGUGA
Molecule: messenger RNA, 1755 nt
Organism: Penicillium cinerascens
Lineage: Eukaryota; Fungi; Ascomycota; Eurotiomycetes; Eurotiales; Aspergillaceae
Product: putative C6 finger domain protein
Exons: 1
Coding region: 1-1755 (584 amino acids)
Biological process (GO): regulation of DNA-templated transcription
Molecular function (GO): DNA-binding transcription factor activity, RNA polymerase II-specific; zinc ion binding
Source: RefSeq, a predicted model, not a curated record